Molecule: messenger RNA, 2649 nt
Organism: Protobothrops mucrosquamatus (brown spotted pit viper)
Lineage: Eukaryota; Metazoa; Chordata; Lepidosauria; Squamata; Viperidae
Gene: HNRNPR
Product: heterogeneous nuclear ribonucleoprotein R
Exons: 11
Coding region: 1-1986 (661 amino acids)
Cellular component (GO): ribonucleoprotein complex; nucleus
Molecular function (GO): mRNA binding
Source: RefSeq, a predicted model, not a curated record
AUGAGGGGAGGGAAGAGGAGGAGCGCGCGCCAUUUGCAGCCGCUGCUCCAGCCGCGCCGCGCAGGUCCCGCUCCGCAGCAUAAUAAAAUGGCUAAUCAGGUGAAUGGUAAUGCGGUACAGUUAAAAGAAGAGGAAGAACCAAUGGAUACUUCCAGUGUUACUCACACAGAACACUACAAGACACUGAUAGAGGCAGGCCUCCCACAGAAGGUGGCAGAAAGACUUGAUGAAAUAUUUCAGACAGGAUUGGUAUCUUAUGUUGAUCUUGAUGAGAGAGCAAUAGAUGCUCUCAGAGAAUUUAACGAAGAAGGCGCCCUCUCUGUAUUACAGCAGUUUAAGGAAAGUGACCUGUCGCAUGUACAGAACAAAAGUGCAUUUUUAUGUGGAGUUAUGAAGACUUAUAGACAGAGAGAGAAACAAGGAAGCAAAGUACAAGAAUCAACAAAAGGGCCAGACGAAGCAAAAAUUAAGGCUUUGUUAGAACGAACUAGCUAUACUUUGGAUGUGACCACAGGACAACGGAAAUAUGGUGGUCCUCCUCCAGAUACUGUCUACUCAGGAUCUCAGCCUGGCAUUGGAACAGAGGUUUUUGUUGGAAAAAUUCCUAGAGACUUGUACGAAGAUGAAUUGGUGCCACUCUUUGAAAAGGCAGGCCCCAUUUGGGACUUGCGACUCAUGAUGGAUCCACUUUCUGGACAGAACCGAGGCUAUGCUUUUAUCACAUUUUGUGGCAAAGAUGCAGCACAAGAAGCUGUUAAGUUGUGUGAUAACUAUGAAAUUCGGCCUGGUAAACACCUAGGUGUGUGCAUCUCGGUGGCAAAUAAUAGGCUAUUUGUUGGAUCAAUUCCUAAAAACAAAACAAAGGAGAAUAUACUAGAAGAAUUCAGCAAAGUCACAGAAGGUUUAGUUGAUGUGAUCCUGUAUCAUCAACCGGAUGAUAAAAAGAAGAAUCGGGGGUUCUGCUUCCUUGAAUAUGAAGAUCACAAAUCAGCAGCUCAAGCUCGACGCCGGUUGAUGAGUGGGAAAGUGAAAGUCUGGGGAAACGUCGUUACUGUUGAAUGGGCUGAUCCAGUAGAGGAGCCAGAUCCAGAAGUCAUGGCAAAGGUGAAAGUUCUAUUUGUGAGGAAUUUGGCCACUACAGUGACAGAGGAAAUAUUGGAGAAAUCAUUUUCUGAGUUUGGAAAGCUGGAAAGAGUGAAGAAAUUAAAAGAUUAUGCUUUUGUUCAUUUUGAAGAUAGGGGAGCAGCAGUUAAGGCCAUGAAUGAAAUGAACGGAAAAGAAAUAGAGGGGGAAGAAAUUGAAAUAGUGUUAGCCAAGCCUCCAGAUAAGAAAAGAAAAGAACGCCAAGCUGCCAGACAAGCCUCUAGAAGCACUGCGUAUGAAGACUAUUAUUACUAUCCUCCACCUCGUAUGCCACCUCCUAUUAGAGGCCGAGGUCGUGGAGGGAGAGGCGGCUAUGGCUAUCCCCCAGAUUACUAUGGCUAUGAAGAUUAUUACGAUGAUUAUUAUGGCUAUGACUAUCAUGACUACCGUGGUGGCUACGAAGAUCCUUACUAUGGCUAUGAUGAUGGCUAUGCUAUAAGAGGAAGAGGAGGAGGAAGGGGUGGGCGAGGCGCACCUCCACCACCUAGGGGGCGGGGAGCACCACCACCAAGAGGUAGAGCUGGCUAUUCCCAGAGGGGGGCACCCAUGGGACCACCAAGAGGAGCCAGGGGUGGGAGAGGGGGCCCUGCUCAGCAGCAGAGAGGACGUGGUGCUCGUGGAGCCAGGGGCAAUCGUGGGGGCAACGUGGGAGGCAAGAGAAAAGCGGAUGGGUACAACCAGCCUGAUUCCAAGCGCCGUCAGACCAACAACCAGCAGAACUGGGGCUCCCAGCCUAUCGCUCAGCAGCCACUUCAGCAAGGUGGAGACUAUGCCGGUAACUAUGGUUACAAUAAUGACAACCAGGAAUUUUAUCAGGAUACAUAUGGGCAGCAGUGGAAGUAAGAUCAAUAAGGAGGGCAUGGGAAUAUUGACAAGAUAAGAAUUUGGCUAUAGUUCUACAUCCUUCCAAAAAUUGGCUUAUUGCUUCAUCCUUCAAUAGUGAUUGGCUGCCAUGUGUAUUGGGCUGAAGAAUCACUCUUAUGUAUAUAUUCAAGUCUUUUUUUCCUCCUUUUCUCAUAAAUGCACUUGGACAUUACUGAGCUUGCAGAUUUCCCAAACAUAGUUUGGGGAUACGAUGCUUUUUAUCGUUUUAGGCUUCAUUUUAGCAGUUUAUCAGCAAGGAUGGGCAACACUGUUAAAUCAUGAUUUUGCAAACCUUCUGUUUUUGGACAGUUUCUUUUCUUUCUUUUUCCCUUUUUCCUUUUUGGAUUUGGGAUAGAUUACAUAGGCUUCUGCUGUACAUAAAGUAAAGCUAGUACUUUGUCUCCGUAGUUUUAAGGAAUUUUAAAAAAAUAAGUUUUCUUGUAUUGAAAAUAACAUGAUUGUAUGUUUUGCAUUCCUAGAAGUAGGUUAACUGUGUUUUUAAAUUGUUAUGACUUCACACCUUUUUGAAAAUCUGCCCUACAAAUUUGUUUGGCCUAAACGUCAAAUCCGUGGCAAUUUGUUCCUUGAUGUGAUUGUAUUUCCAAUUUCUUGUUCAUGUAAGAUUUCAAUAAAACUCAAAAA